Varroa destructor (honeybee mite) is the source of this 4280-nucleotide messenger RNA. RefSeq names its product type I phosphatidylinositol 4,5-bisphosphate 4-phosphatase-B. Gene Ontology annotation, molecular function: phosphatidylinositol-4,5-bisphosphate 4-phosphatase activity. The record is from RefSeq and is a predicted model, not a curated record. Gene Ontology annotation, biological process: phosphatidylinositol dephosphorylation. Gene Ontology annotation, cellular component: lysosomal membrane; phagocytic vesicle membrane; late endosome membrane. Lineage: Eukaryota; Metazoa; Arthropoda; Arachnida; Mesostigmata; Varroidae.
AUUAACCCGUCUCGAUUUACUGAGCCAUCAUCAAAAAAACGUGAUAAGACAGCAGUAGCCUUUGUCAAAGGUAGUCGACUUGGAAGUCGCUUGUGAAGCGGCAUCCUUGUGCAUUUAUAAAACAUCAUCAUGCCUCAGGAGGAAAGACAACCUCUUUUAGGGCCCAACAAUCAAUCGACUAGUGGGCCCACCAGCAAGAACACCAGCUACAUAUCCGAACAAACUCGCAAUGGUGGUGAUCGUGCUGGGCCCAGUGCUAGUAAUCGUCGGUACGAAGAAAAUAUUGCUCAAGUCGAGCUGCCGCCCGCGUUAAUGCCACAAUCGCCUCCAUAUGGGUCGAAGAUACCCUGCAAGGUUUGUGGGGAGACAAUCGAUUUGACAGAUCGUAUGGACUCACCGGUGGUAAAAUGCGCCAAAUGUAACGAAAGCACGCCUAUACGUUCAGCUCCUCCAGGCAAGAAGUACAUUCGUUGCACGUGUCGAUGUUUGCUCAUCUGUAAGGCCACCGCGCAGAGGGUUUCGUGUCCCAGAAGCGAUUGUGGUCGUGUUCUCUACCUGGCGCCGUUACCGAAUUCGUUCCCGGGCUACUCUUUACCCGGCCUGUGUUCUGUAUCGUGCGGGUAUUGUGGGCAAGCUUUUAUGUUCAAUACGUUUAGCAACGCCUUGGCACGAUGCCCCAGCUGUCGCAAGGUGACAUCGGUUGGAGCAGAAUUUGCCCGAAGUCGUGGCCUCGUCUUUUUCAUUCUUUCGCUUUUAUCGGCCGUUGUGGGGAUUGCCCUCACAGCAGCAACAUAUAAGGUAGCGGGUGGACAGAAGGCUUGGCUUGUCGCCUACAUUAUAUGCUUUCUCUUGUUCGUCGUCCUAUUCCUGCGAGCUAUCUACUAUUGUACACUCAAGGUAUCACAUGUAAACGUACCUGGAGGGUCAAAUUCGACCGUGGCCUCUCUACAGCCUGACACAUUAGGACAUGUCAAUGCAUAAAAACAUCAGACUAUUUUGAGAGCAAGGUGAAAGCGCGAGGCAGAUAGAGCUUGACAUAUGGUAACCCUGAAACACACUUGCCUUUUUCACGGCAGCAAAUGCUGUAUCGCCUGACAAGUCAUAUAGUAACAACUAAUACUGUUAUUAUCUAAAUGAUAUGCCGGAAUCUAGACGUGAGCCUAAAAUAGGGUUUACACAUGAUAAAGGGAACGGACGGACAGACCCUAAUUAGCUUUUCAAGAAUAGGUCGCUGCAGGCCAAGCAGAAAUCAGAAGGAAUUUCGUCACUUGUUUAUUGGAGUUAGGUACAACCAAUCAGUCCCCAAACGGCAGACUUCUUUCCGCCAUCUCCUGCAAAUGUCCAGUGGACUCUCGUAAUGAGAAGGGAGUCCGUACCUUAUUGAAUCUGUACAUCAGACACAGCAGUGUAGCAUAAGUGGCAUAAAUCAAAGUGAGAAAAAAGGAAGUGCCAGGAGUCGGCGAGAAGGAUGACGCAUCGGGACAUGCAAGUGAUCAGACACUACAAUGGAGAAUAACAAAAGGGUUAUGGAGCAACAACAGAAUGCCGGUAACAAACGAAAGGAAUAAUGGAACGGAUUGCUUGGCAGUAAGGGCGCGUCAGGUAGACAUGAUACGCGUGAUCUCUUUGUCUCUGCAUAAAUUUAGCAGUGGAGGUUUUGCAGAUGAGAAUGCAGAAGCACGGCAGAAGACGUCAUCAAAAAUAUGGAAGAGGUGACUAAUAGACAGCCGAAACAACCCACGAAAGAAAAAUAUGUAACUAAAACGAUAGGAAUUCGAGAAGUAGGACACGAAGCAGUGCGCAACGGUCAGUAUGCACCGGUGUUAUUCUUUCAGAAACACAAACGUAAUAAUAGGAAAUCGAGCUAAGUAGCAUAACAACAACCUGGAGGAUCGAACUAACUCUAGAGGGAUAAUAUCACGCUAAUGACUAGCAUGACGAGGGAAAAUGUGAGGUGCGCCAUUUAUCUGUGAAUUACUCUAUCAUGGCAUACGGCAUCAGGAACAAACGACAGUACAUUUGAGCCUUUACAAAGCGGCGACAAGCAACGAAAAGUGACCUAAUUACUUGAUACAAGUGGAUAAUUCUUCCUCUCGCAUUGCCGAUGUGUCUAAUGGUCUACGAAACAAUAGUUGUACACUGUAUGGCUCGACGACUCAAAUGACAGGAAGAAAUUGCCGUUGUCAUCAGUUAACAUUCAGUUAAUAAUUUGAUGCAAAAAGAUGCCAAUGGAGAGCGGAGUUCGAGGAAAGAACAGCCUACAACUAGCCGGCUGUUUAUACUCUAGGGUUAAAGACCACUGAUUAUAGAGUUGUCCUUAGCGUAGAUGCUUACGAUCAUGUAUGGGCGUACUAAACCAAGCGCUAAGCGUUCAUCGUAGCAUCAAACGCACCAAUACGUUAUAAAAGCCUUGCUCUUCAGUAGCAAACGAGUUAUGCUAGAAUUAUUAAGAACAAAAUAUUAAGAACGAAUAUGAGAUUGUAUAUUGAGAAAAGCAGACAACUUAUAUAUAAGAAAAGGCAAACCAUGAAAUGUGCUGUUGUGAGUUCCUUAACGUCGGUUUGAAGCCGACUCGAUUUUAACAGCAAAACGGAGCAGACGGAACGAGAAGGCCGAAAAAAGUAUGUAGUUUAAAAAGCAUAUAUACACAUGUGUUGAAUGGAUUAGAGAAGGAAAAAAGAAAGGUGGAGUUGAAGCUUUAUUUUUUUGAAAAUAUAAAAAAUGAUUAAUCUAAUUACGACAACAAAAAUGCUGAUAAGAUUAUUACCAUAUUUUAGUCGGCUACCUUACAUAAUUUAUUAAAAGAAUGAAAUGACUAACUGAGAAGAAAAUUAGUCAAUGAAGAAAUUAGCAACAGUGGUUUCUUCAAGUCGGAAUGACAAAAUAUUAUGCUAACAAUGGCGGCUUCUGGGUACAGAUACUACAGGAGGCAAUGAAAUAGUAGUACGUUAUUAGAGAAAAUUGUAUCAUGAUCGGUUCGCUAUUAUUGUCACCAUUGCUGUCCAAUAGUUUACGAGAUCAAAAAGACGCCAGAUGCUCUUUAUACGAGUAAUAAACCAUAUAGUAAUAUGCGCGGAUGGCACCAUGGUUUAUGGUUUGUUAGCCUUCUCUUCAUCUGCAGGCGUUAUGCCUGUGAAAAAAUGAUAGAAUAGCAUUUUCCAUAUUCGGAACCCCGUAUCAACCAUUCGGACAGUAUAUAUGUACACGAUAAUACAACGCUGUGUGUGUGUGGGUCUGUGCGUGUGUGUGAUGUAUGUACGAUGUGUGUAUGUCAAAAAGUGCAUGCGUGUAAUAUUUGUGAGACUUUGAUCGCAAGAAAGAGGAGUGUCUAUAUCAUUUGAUUAAAAAAAGUCGAAGUCGUUAUCAGAGUCAGUUUGUUACUGUUACAAACGUAAACUCAAGCAACGUGGUGGAUGGCAAAACCGGGCGGGAUGAGUACCUUAUAGAUCAAUACCAAUAAGUAGAAAUUGCAUUUUGUUUUCUCUUCAGCUUCAGUGCAAGGCUCCUUUGAUCUUUUCGGGCACGCCACGUGCUUGUGAUAACGACUGAUCGUGGUGUGUGAAUAUCGCUAAUGUAACACAUAUAUGUAACGAAGAUUUAAGCUUCAGGCUUUAUUGUGGGUUUGUUGCCAACCAAACUAAACCUGUGUACAAUUUAAAGCAAGAAUAAACCGAAUAUGAAGCGAUUACGAAUGUAGUUACGGUAAACAGAAUAAUAAUUACGAACAUUUUUAUGAUCAUAAUAGGUGGAACAAUAUUAACUAGAAACAAAGGUAAAAAUACACAAACGAAUUGAAAAAUAGAAUAACGAUAAGGAAAGCGACGGUCGAACUGAAGAUUAACACUCAAGAUCCCUUCCCACUAGCGACUUCGUUUCUAUGUAGAGCAGGAAAUUUCUCUAAGUAAUGUCAAAGCUUGAAAUCAGAUGAGCUGUUAAAGAGAAAUAAAUAAAUACAAACCGAUAACGACGAGAGAGCCAAUGUAAGCUUUUCGUUACGAACACAAAAUCCUUAUACAUGUUUGACAAUAUCAUAUACAAGCAAGCGACAACUGCAGUAAAAUAGCCGGGUAAUCAUAGAUUAUGCUCAGCAGAAACUGCGAAUUAAAAGACAAGUUUAUAAAAAAUAGUGUGUAUAUAAUGUAAGUAGGUAACAAUAAGGGAAGUCAACAACGGCAGAAAAGCUUAAAAACAGCUUAAAAAGAUGUACACGCAGCGUGAACCGACGGAUACGAACAGUCUCGUCAGCAACUCACCUUGAAUAAAGGAUUUUUUUAAAUGGA